UAGUCAAGCUGUGUAGCUUCAUGCAGUAAAGUGAAAUAGUACUAAACAAGAGAAAAAAACAACAAUAGGGCUUUUAUAGUGUUACACCUAUAGUUAGACAUUAUUGUUUUGAUUUCUAAUGGACGGUGGAUGUUGUUUAUCUAAGUAGAAAGGAUGGUAACUACAUGGGCCGGAGAAAGGAUCACUAAGAUAAUUACCUGCCGGUCUGGUCAUUUUAUGCUGCAGUGAUUUUUAGUGGCUUCUCGCCUGGAUAUUGUGGAUCACACAUUUGAAUAGUGCAAAUGGACUAGAAAGAUUUAAUGGUGUUAAACAGCAAGUGUGUUAAGAAAACAGAAAAGAAACAUGAUUGAAUAUAUUUAACAGGGGAGAAUUUAUGGUCAAUGAAUUUUUACUUAACCGGAAUUCUGAUUACUAAUUUAAUAAUAAUUUCUAAUCGUUUUGAAGGAGUUGUGAAGAAAAAAACACCAACAGUGUAUUCUAAGUGUGCAUAAAAAUUUUUAUUGAAUGUAAAAAUAGAAAUACACAAGGAUGAGAUGAGUGUAGAUUAGAAUGGAUAUGAAUUCAAAAGAUAGAAAGGGGGUGAAGUAAUCUACGAAUUGUGAUUAUAUUGUAGUAGGUAUCAAGUUACCCACAUUGAUAAUACAGCGUGGAAUAUGAUAUCGUGGAGGAGACUGUCAUAAAUGUGCGUUAUUUCAAUGACAUUUUAUUACACAUUUCCUUGUCAAUAGAAGCUGUACAAGUAUCCGGGACUGCGGCUUGUAUAAAUCUACGGCAGUUAAAAUGUUGAUAUGGGAAUACUGUGUACUAAUAUUUACUUAUUGUCGAAAAAUAAGCACAUUUUAAUACAUUGAAUUACACAAGCUUGACUGAUCUUACACUGGGUAUGUCAAUAUAAUCGGGUAAGGCAAAGGGGUAUAAAUAUACUGGAAAUUUAAGCAAGGAUAUUAAAGAAGUUUGUGUUUUAAUAAAUAUUUCUGUAAUUCGGUUUGGUUUUGAAUGGGAUGGUGUAGAAUGUGCAGGAGGUUGGAAUUCGUCACAAUAUCCGGAUAUUUAUCACAAUGUGUUAAACAUGUCAUCGCAAAGAUAACGUUCUUUAGAUAGCUUGUAAUGUUUAUCUUUCACAAACCAAAAUAACACCUAAGAGUAAUGAAGAUUUUAUUCAAAAUGUGAAAAUAAUUAUCGUUUGAUAUUUGAAGGAGUUGUAAUAUGGCUUCAAGUUUUGGUGUUCAGUUAAAGAAAAGAGAUGAAUCGCAGGGCUCAAGCCCAGGAAAGGGCAGUGGACGAACUCCAGGGGGUGCCAGAAGGUCUGAUUUUAGAACCCAACCAGUGUCGGACCUUAAAGCAAUGUUUGAUAAACAAGAUGGAGCAUCUGGAAAGAAAACUGUUACUGUGUCCACACAGAAAACAACAAUAACAAAAUCUGGACCCUCUACCACAAAAACAACCUCCACAGUUCAGACGUCUAAAACAAAAACUGUCUCAGGGAAGUUAAAUAAUGAGGACCUGAAGGCAUUUAAUGCUUUAAAAACUAAACUGAAUAAAACAGGAAUUGAAAAACUUAUUGAAGAUGAAAAGCCUCCCAAUGUUGCAGUCGCUAAAACAUAUAGUGGAGGAAAUACAUAUCAAGCUACAGUAGGAGUGAAAAAAGUUCAAUCUGCUAACGAUGACUCAUCUAGCGGUGUUGUUACUAAAUCAGACGCAAUUUCCGCAUUAUCAUUUGGAUUAACGAAAUUAAGAACGCGACCAAAUAGUUUAAAAGGUGAUGAAGAAAAACUGCCCAGAAGUAAUUCAAUUGAGGAGGAGACGGAAAAAGGUUCGAGUUCUCCUCGAUCGUCGUCCCUCCGACCUGAAUCGCCAGGUAUUCGGGAUUUAAAAGAGCAUAAAUACAAGCCAGGUGUGGCUAAAGGUUGGAAGGCAAAUAGUUCUGAAACAAAAGAGAAAGAUAAAACAGGGAAGUUUAAUGACAGUUCAGUUGGGAAAUUACGUACAGAAGUGAAGCAGGACAAUACCGUUAAGGGUUUUAGAUCUGUAAGCCCAGUAAGUGAUGACUCCUCAGGUAGUAGUAACUUAAGUCCAAGAGGCAACUUAAGUCCAAGAGGUUAUAGGUCAAAUGUUUUAAAACAGGAAGAUAAGAAAACUGAUGUUAAUGAAAAUAUACGAAAAUUUGAAUCCUCAAAAUCAGACUCUAAUCUUUUAAAAUGGGAGAAAAGUGACAAUCAAAGAAAUUUCACGAAAAUUAAUAACGAAGGCUCAGAAUCUAAAAAGCUCGUAACAAGUUCUAGUUCUACUUCAAAACUAACUGCUGUUAAACAGCUGUCAUGUGAUAAGGAAAAGGUCAAGGUCAGAUUGAAUAGAAAUUCUGGCUCAUUUAGUAGUGACUCUGAUAAAGGGAAAAGGUCACCUAAGGUCAAAGGUGAUCUGAAGUGGGUAGAAAAAGGUAGAGUUUCAUUAGAGGAAUUUAAAGAACAAACUAGGGUUAAAGGUGAAGGUCAUAGGCCAUUAAGUAGAGCCUCGAGCUCUGGAUCUAAUUCUUCAUUUACACAAUCAGAGGUCAAGGUCUUUCAGUCAAAAAUUGAACGAUUUUCUUCCCCUGAACCACCAAAAGAUGCACAGAAGGGUGGGGAAAUAAAAAGAAAGGAGUUUGCAGUGUCAAGAAGAAUAAGUACAGAUAAAUUUCAAGAUUUAAAGAAAGGCUUUGAAACGCAGACUGUAACCACUAGAUCUAAAUCUCCAUCUGCGGAAAGAAAGCCAAAGAUUGAUAUUAAACAAAAAGUAUUGGAAAGAAAACAGUCUUUUGAAGGGGGAGUUGUUUAUAGAGCAAAGUCCAAUGAACGGAAAGAAAUCAUUUCACCUAGGGAUAGGGGAAAUGUUUUAAAAACUGUUCAAGCUUUGAAAGAUCUGGACGCUAAAGCUAAAAAGCAACCAACGAUUGUACGACGGACAAAAUCUCUUCCGAUUGAAAAUUUAGGGGACGAUGGCUCUUCCGUGGAGUACGAGGAUAUCAGUAGUGAUGGCCCCUAUUACCAUGACGUAGUGGGUAUUAAGUUAGGUGACGACAUAUCAAAUGAAGGGGAUAUCAGUAGCGAGGCAGACCUUUAUGAGGAAAUACCAGCUAAUAUGUCAAUAGAUGAUAUAGAAGGUAAACGAGAAAUGAAGACCAGAAGAUUUACAGCUUUUAAGAAGAAAAGGAAGGGCAGUGAAGAACAGACACAAGAAAUUCAGACUGGUACUGAAGGUGAUAUAGACAGCGAUUCUGAUAGCAGUAACAGUAGCGGUAUUUAUGAACAUGUCGAUCAUGACACAAACGAAGAUCAAGCAGUGAGCGAGUCCGACAGUAUCGAUCAGGAAUCUCCACCGGAAUUACCACCAGCCCGAAUACAAAAUAGUAAGAAAAAGAAAACUAAGGACGAAAAAGCAACAAAAGGGUUUAAAGGAAAAUUUAAAAAACUGUAUGCUAAGAGUGGAACUGUAGGUAAGGCAAGUGGACAAACUGUUGCCGGGGCAACACAAUCAGCUGGAAUCAUGAGUACCUUAGGUGAUAAGUUUAAAAAUUUGAAAAAGACGAAAUCUAGUUCAGGGACAAAUCUAGAAGCAUUGAGUAAGGAAGAUGAUCCGGUUUGUGAUAGUGAAGGAACUGACACCGAUAUCGACCCGGAACAGUUACGUUCCGGUCUAGGUACCCCACCACCACUUCCCCCUCGACAGAGUGGAUUAUACAGAGUUAACAGUGGUAGUGAAGUGACAAAAUUAAAUAAUACAGUGGAAGUGCCGAGUCGUUUAAGUGCUAAUCAGCCGGAAUAUUUGAAUAACAGACUUAGUAGUACGAGUUUAGAAAGUAAGUCGGAUCCACCGCUACCACCUCGUAAUAGAAUAUCCAACAAUCUGGACCUUAAUGUUGUAGUUCCUGUCAAACCUGGAGGGAAGGGUAACUGGAAUACUGGCAAAGAUAGUUAUCUUCAUGGACAGAAGAUGCACAACGCCCCCAAGUCUCCAGAGAUCCCAUAUAUAGAUCAGACACCUAGCCCAGAGUCGACGACGCCUUCACCAGGUGAUGCCCCGCCUCUCCCUCAACGACCUGUAUCUACAGGCAAGAAACCACAUUUCGCACAGUCAAUUAGCACUGAUAGUUAUGUUGACGUUGGAGAAUAUAUGAAACCUGCGCCACCGAGACCAACAAAAUCCCCACGUUCCAGCCAAGAUAGCUAUAUAGAAGUUGAAGAUGGUCCUGUACCUGACACUAACUAUUCACUAGCAGAUGAAAUCAGGACUGGUUUAACUGGGAGGAAAGAGUUAGAAAAAAGACCUGUGUCAUCUGCUUACAUUAAACCACAUGACCUAGCCACAGUACCAGAAGUCAAUAAAAAGAAAGGUGGACAAGAUGAAGAUGUUGGUCUCAAGUUAGUAACCAAGUACGACGAGGACGGCAUUUAUAUUGACCUGUCAUCAGGUGCCUUUGUAAGGCGCUCCGAGUUAAAGGAAAAUUUGAAGGAGCAAGGAAUGUAUUGUCAGCCGCCAACCUGUAAUGAAAGUGAUGACCAAGUAUACGGUACUGCUGGUGGCAGGUACAAGUCCCAGUUUGAGACAGAGUCCCUGUACCAGUUCUACAACAAGGCAAAGAUAACCCGUGCCAGCAAAAGAAAGGCUAUCUACUCCAGCUUCGAUGAAUCAGAUGAGGAAGGUUACUAUGACGAUGAUGGGGAUAAAGAGAGCGUGUACGAGGAUCUAUCGGAGUACAGUUCUGGUCGCGGAAGUCUCGAUAUGGAAAAGAAACCAGAGGAAGACGCAAAGACCAAGAAAAUCUCUACAUUAGAAAUGUUUGGCAAGAAAGGCACAGUGCUGAGGUCCUUGUGGGCAGAAAUGCCAGAGGUAAGAGACAGUGGUUGGUUGGACAAAAUAACCCCUCACGAGAAAAAGUUACAAGAGUCCAUGUUUGAAAUCAUCACCUCAGAAGCUACAUAUCUGAAGAGUUUAAACGUUCUCAUAAAUGUGUUCCUUAUGUCCGACGAGUUAGGUUCCGACAUGUCAAAUAAAUGUGUCAUCACAAAGCAAGAACGUCAUGUGAUCUUUUCCAAUAUUGGUGCCAUUAGAGAUACAAGUGAAAGGUUUUUAUCAGCGUUAGAGUCACGAUGGAAGGAGUCUGUACUAUUAACUGAUGUCUGUGAUAUUAUAACUGAACAUACCACCAAGUAUUUCGAGUGUUAUGUUCAUUACUGUAGUAACCAAGCAUUCCAAGACAGAGCUGUCACUGAUUUAAGAAAGAAGCCAGAGUUUUCAGAAGCCUUGAAGAGAUUAGAAAGCAAUCCAGACUGUCAAGGGUUACCGAUGAUUUCCUUUCUUCUAUUACCCAUGCAGAGAAUUACACGUCUUCCACUUCUAGUUGAUGCUAUAUGUCACAGACUGGACCCGGUCAAUGAUAAACAGAGACACAAAUCGGCCAUCAAUGCCUUUAAUGCUCAAAGCAAAAUUGUAAGGAAAUGUAAUGAUGGUGCAAAGAAAAUGCAGCAGACGGAACAGAUGUAUCAUAUAGCUAAACAAAUAGACUUUCCCGCCAAUAAGGAAAUUCCUCAGAUACCACUCAUAUCUGCAUCACGUUAUCUGGUGAAGCAAGGGGAGGUAACAAAGAUUGUAAAUGAUCAAGCUAGUCGUCUCCCUUUUGGCAAGGCUAAAGCCGGAAAACAGACGCUACAUAUCUAUCUAUUUAAUGACAUAAUGCUAAUUACCAAGAAAAAAGGGGAGCGUUACAUUGUGACUGACCACGGCCAACGUAACACCUUACAUAUAGAACUUAUAGACAAUCCAGAAAAGAACACAAGAGUUCUCCCCCUUGGUGUACCAAGUGGCUGUAAAUACCUAUUUCUACUUGUGAUGCUAGAAAACUAUGAGAAAAAACAGGUGGAGACGGUCUUUGCUUGUAAUUCCACGAGUGACAGAGCACGUUGGGUAGAUGCUGUUACACCGGUCAAGGUCACAGAUGAUCAAAGAAUAUAUGAAGAAUGGGAUUGUCCACAAGUACAAUGUAUUAAACCAUAUAUAGCAAAGGAGCCUGAUGAACUGACCCUAGAUGAGUCUGAUGUUGUAAAUGUAUUCAAGAAACUAGAAGAUGGUAUUUACGAGGGGGAGAGACUACGAGAUGGUGAACGGGGCUGGUUUCCCAAAGAUCACACUGUUGAGAUUAUCAAUUCUCACGUGCGUGCACGGAAUCUCCGUAUGAAGUACAGAUUAAUGGCGUCGCAGGAUUAUGGAAGCUAGCAUUUAUCAUAAAAAAACAACAUUUGUGCAUUUAAAACUUUCUACAUUUUUUCGUAAUACUUAUUCUACAUAAACUUAUAGAAAGAAAUGAUGUUUUUCUGCGGAAUGUAGAAUACAUGUAUUAUAGGGGGAAAAAAAGAUAAAUAUUUGUAUGCAAAAGUACAUGAUAAAAGCAAAGGAAUUUAUUCGGCUUAUUGUUAACAUAAGGCUACCUACCAUGCUUAAGCAAGACUUCAGUAAAGAAAGCUUUAUCUGAAUAUGAAUGAAAAAUUGUGAUACAAGUUUGACAAAAAUUCAUUUCCCAAUUUCGGCAUUCUUAUUGGAAGAGUAAAGUAGUAAGUAGUCAUCAUUUCAUUGCUUGCCUAUGUUUUGUUGGAUAUGAUGAUAUAAAAGGAACUCCACUAUGGUCCAAAAUCCUCAAAACAUAAAAUUUGAAAAUUCUUACAUAGAUCUGCUGGGGUACUUUAAACAGAAAGUUCAAUUAUGCAAGUGAUGAUCAAGAAAUAUACUCAGAAAUUAAGUAAAAAUUCAUAUUUUUGUGCUUUUCUUAGCCCGGUUUCUUUUAUGAUAAGAUUAUUUUUUAGCAAAGUUUAUAAAUGAAAUUUUGUAGCCCAAUUUAUAUCAAGUAUUAGAUAGAAAAACGAUAAGAUGGUGCUAAAUAUAGAUAUUUUAUCAAAGCAUACAAUAUUUAGUGAUAUUUUAUAGAAUUUUUAUUAAUUUUAUAACUACAGAUGACCUUAGACUAGUAUACAGUGUAACCUCUGUAGAACGGCCACUUGUAUAGAUCAAUUACCUCUUUAUAACAACAGUUUGUAAUUUUUCAUAAAGUAAGUUUUUUACAACCGAGGUUGGCGAAAAUUAUCUUUCCUGUUACGGCACCGUAUGACCUAUACUGUGUUGUUGUGCAGUAAAACCAACAAAAAAAUCAAAAUUUAUGAAGAAAGACUUCACAAUAGAUUAUAGCUGCUACAGUAACACAUCUUGGCAACAACCUAAAUUUUUAUCUACCAAAGGGUGUUGCUUUGCAAAGGUUGCACUGUACAAGCAUUUUUUUAAUUACAAUAUAACAACUUAUAUUACUUCUACCUGUUAUUUCUAAAUCAAAUUUUGUAUAGUUUAUUUCUGUGAUUUUACAAUUCAGCUCAAUUCGAGACUGUAUUUCCUGAAAUGUAGAUUCUAUAUUUUUUAAACACAGUGAAAUUUAAUUUUUUUUGCUAGAAAAAAAUUCUAAAAUCUAUUUUACUUCAUUAUUAUUUUUGGACCAAAAUGUUGUACUUACUUUGUCAUAUUGUUUUUUUUUUUUAACAUAAGAUAUACUGCCCUACAAAAGCAUACUGGUGUACAAAAAUAUAAGAUAAGUGGCCAGUGAACAAUUUUAGUAUAUAUAUAAGUGUAACAAAAAGUGUUAUGAAAUAUGUGACGAGAGAUGCUGUACAAAUUUCUGUGAACAAUGAGUUUUCGAUAAAGACGAUAAGUGCAAUUAUUUACAAUGUCAGUUUUUGAUUGGUUAACGUCCUGUGUGCUUGUAUAUAUCCACUGUUUAUGAUAAUUGUUCAUUGUAUAUAUAAACAGUAAUAUGUUUACAAUUUGUACAUACAUGACAGAGCUUUAAGCCUUUAACUCCGCUGAAUUUGUUUAAUGAUAUGCCUUGGUUUGAUUUUUUUUGGAAAGUUCCUUUAACAGUUUAAUGGACUUCUGUAUGAAAGUGACUGAGAAAGUUAGCAGACGACACAAUGGAGCCAGGUCACGCUGCACUAUUAAUAGUGAUGGUAUAUACUUUUGCAACAUGUUUAAAACUAACAGUUAGAGAAAUUUAGGGUAAAUGUUACAAAUUUUGAUCAGCAUACAAUUCUAAAAAAAGAGCUUGUAUUUUUUUUUAAUUUUUAUAUAAUUUGAUAUCUGUCAUCAGGCCUUUAAUUACAGCCGUGCUGUUACUAAGCAAAAUUUAAAACUGCAUGCCUCUAUACUUACAUAUUGUAAAUGUAUUUCCUAUUUUGAUAACAAAUUCAGAAAAUGCUCUAAAUAGAAAAUACAAGCUAUGAUAUUCAAGAUAGCCUUGUUCAUUCGCUAUUUUACAAAUUAUAUGUUUAAACGAGCAAAGAAUGAGCUUUACCCUUUUAUAGUAUGUUAAUAAUAUCAUGAUGAAAAUAUAAAUUCAUGGAAAUUCUAUAUAUGUGCAAAGUGUAACAUGCAUUUUAAACAUACAUAAAUAGCCCAAACUGAGUAAAUUUCAUUGUGAUAUAUUCUCCUUAGGUUUGAUUUUUUGAAAAUAUUUUGACUCAUCUUAAAAAUGCAGCUUUAGAGAAACGUGUUUUGAUACUUUUAGUUUCGUGUCACAUACUGUAAUUUAUUCUCAGAAUUCAUGCAUAAAUUGUUGCUGUAAAUAUUUCAAGUUCUUUGAUACUAUGUCUGUAAAUUAUGCUAUAGAUUUUUCUUCCAUUUGAAAUAGUGCUAAUAGAUAGUAAAGAAUGUGAUGUUUGUUAAUAUAUUCAUUUUCAGUUAUUGUUUUUCAUGUAUUCAAGUAUGCAGUAUGAACGUUUAUUUUGUUUAAAAGGUGCUUUAUUAAUGUGAGAAUGACAAAAUUUUGCUGCCUAUCUAUAUGUCUGUCUGUCUGACUGCCUAAAAAAUGCUUAUACGUUCAGGUGUAGUCUGUUUAGAGGUGGCUUAAAAAGCAAAUUUCACUCCUGUUUGGCAAAGUGUAAGGUGGCAGUUGUAUUUUCAUCUAAUCAUCUCCACAAGAAGAAUUUUAUAACAUUGGUAAAAUUUUGUCUUUCAAAAAUGAAAUUUAAAAAAUGAUAUCUCUAUAUAUAUGAAAUUUGUACCUCCUGAACUUUUUGGUAUUGAAAGUAAACUUAAGGUAGUUAUCAAUAAAAUCACUUAUAAUUGUUUGUUUAAUAAUUAUAGUAAUUGUAAUGUAAUUAUUUUCUUGUUCAAAAUGGAUCCACCAGCAUUACCUUAAUCACAGGGCUAUAUUUAAUAUAAUUCUCAGUCCUAAUUCGCUGUAUUUUUUUUUCUUUAAGUUUUGAAAAGACUUACCAUGUUUUGAAAUGUCAGCAUAUUUUUUUUAAAGUUAUGUCUUACAUUAUAAUUGUAAGGAAAAGCCAGUACCAAACAUUAUCAAAUACAUUCCACAACAUGCGAUGUUUAACUGAUGUGCUUUUUGAACUUUUAUUAUGAUUUUUGUGAUUAUUAUAUAGAUGGACCAUCAGAGCACGAUUUGCUCAAAACAUUUUAACUCAUACAUACCAGUCAUUCCAUUUGUCAUUAGCAUUGCUUCAUUAUUUUUUUGUUUUAAAUUUGUAUCUUUUCUUCAUUUGAAAGUUAUUGAAAUGUUAAAGAAUUGUACAUUAUAAUUCAGGGUGGGAGUGAAGUUCAGUUUAAGUAGCUUUACCCAGGUUUAACUGUAAGUAAAAAUUUGAUGAAACCAUACUUUUAAAAACCCAGAUGAAUUGGGUUCACAUUAGUGUGUUAAAAAAUUGUGCCCAUUCUUUGUUCGGUUGGUUCCUAAAUCACACCAACAUUGUCAGGAUCAUAAGAUGACUUUACAGUUCAAUAUACUUAUGUAAGGAAAAUCUCUGGUACCCACAAUCCAUACAUGAACUCAGGCAGAAAUGGGCACCAGUGAGUACAACUACCAGCUAUCUCUAAAAUAAUUUAAACAACUUCCUCACAUGUAAGAGUUUAAAGUCUCUUGUGGGAUUCAAACCAAAACCACUCUGACAUUGUGGCCUAGAGGGUAAGAAUGAGAUAGACCAGAUAGUUAAGUUUUAAUGUGUUCAGAGUGCAAUACAGUUAACUGUUACUCUUUGUUUUUGGAUUUGUUCUGUUAUUUUCUCAAAUUAUAUCUUUAGAUCAAAUAGUGUAUUUUGAGACCUUUAGUUCUUUUUUGUUUUGUUUUGAUUUUUUGUUUCUGUUUUGUUUUUUCACACUAUUUGAGUAAAAAAAAACCCAGUAUAGUCAUAAAAGUAUUUUACUCUUGUUUAGUGUAAGUUUAAUUAAAUUGUGAUUUAGGAAUACUUUAUCUCUGUUAAUUUAAACCUUCUAUGUAUUUUACUCAUUAUGUUGGAAUUUACUGUGUUUAAUAUUUUUGUUUUGCUUUGCAAUUACGGUCUACAAUAACAAAAAUGAAUAGGUAGUGAAGGUAAUGUUUGCAGAAGUUUUGCAGUAGAACGACCAUGUCACAUUAAAUUUUUUUGUUAUCACAUUUUUAACUUACAAACUUAAAGGUAUCCAAGGGUAACAUUAAAUAUUUGCUCUUAAACAUUUCAGCUUAGGAUCUGUUUAAAAAAAAUAGGACUCCAAAUCGGGCCAGCCUGUGCUUUCCGCGCAGUUUAAUUAACCAGGCUUUAUACUGUUGGUAGGACAAUUUUUAGCUCGACUUUUCUAUGAAAAGGGGAGCUAUCCUACUCGCCCCGGCGUCGGCGUCGGCGUCACACCUUGGUUAAGUUUUUCGUACCACCCCACUUUAUUUCAGAAGUAUUACAAGUAUGGCUUUGAAACUUACCAUACUUGUUCACCAUCAUAACCUCCAUCUACAGACAAGAGUACAUAACUCUGUCAAGGUUUUUGACAGAAUUAUGGCCCUUUUUUGACUUAGAAAGUGUAUUGAGCUUGGUUAAGUUUUUUGUACCACCUCACUUUAUUUCAAAACCAUUGGAGGUAUUGCUUUGAAACUGACCAUACUUGUUUACCAUCACGACCUUCAUCAACAGACAAGAGGACAUAACUCUGUCAAGGUUUUUGACAGAAUUAUGCCCUUUUUGACUUAGAAAAUACAUUGAAUAUGGGUAAAAUCCACUUAUUGCCUUAACCCUUUGAGAUAUUGCUUUGAAACUUUUAAUGCUAUUUCACAUCAUUACCCCCAUCUGUACGCAAGAGAAGGUAACUCUGUCAAGGAUUUGUUUUUAAAAAUUAAGGCCUUUUAUCGACUUAGAAUCUUGGUUAAGUUUUUAGUACCAGUCCACUUUUUGACUGAACUGUUUGAGAUAUUAAUUUGAAAGUUGGAAUACUUGUUUACAAUCAUGAUUCCCAAACAUGUCCAGGAGAAGGUAAUUCUGUCAAAGAUUUUAUUUGAAUUAUGGCCCUUAACUGUCAAUGUUUUGUAUUAUAGGCAAGCACUAAAAAACUUAAAAAAUCUAAAAAAAUUCAUUCCUAUCCACUUGUUCACUUUACCAUAAAUUAUGUCAUAAUAAAAUAAUUCUUCACUAAAUAUCUUAAUGCUCAUGGCCAUUGUUCACUUUAAAAAUACAGAGAUUCUUGUAUUGCCUUUUACUGCAAAAAACUUUUUUUAUUGGCAAGCAAUAAAAAAGUCGAGCGCGCUGUCUUACGGACAGCUCUUGUUGUAUUUUGUUACUGAAAUCCCUGAAACUUUAAAUGGACUGUUCCAAAUUCAAUACAGGGAGAAUCCAUUACAAAAACACAGCAGGUUAAGGGCGAUAUUGAUGAGUCAGCAAUUUUUUUAAAAAAAAAUUUUUGGGUGGCGAAACACCUAGGUAAUUUUUCAUUUUUCUAACCUGCCUUUAUGUAUUAUUGACUUCUUUUGUUUGCUUUGUGUAUGUAUGUAGAACGUACGGACACGUGUACAGAAUGUUUAUUGUAAUAUUGGGAGGACAAAACCUUACUAUAUUUAUAUAUUAAAUCUGAUUUUAUACUCAACAGUAAUAAAAAGAAUGAAAUUCUGAAA
Messenger RNA from Ruditapes philippinarum (Manila clam), 11932 nucleotides. RefSeq lists its product as uncharacterized. Bases 1207 to 6249 code for a protein of 1680 amino acids. Gene Ontology annotation, molecular function: guanyl-nucleotide exchange factor activity; protein binding. The record is from RefSeq and is a predicted model, not a curated record. NCBI's taxonomy places the organism in Eukaryota, Metazoa, Mollusca, Bivalvia, Venerida, Veneridae. Gene Ontology annotation, biological process: activation of GTPase activity. The transcript is spliced from 23 exons.